Schistosoma turkestanicum is the source of this 876-nucleotide messenger RNA. The record is from the annotation of a GenBank genome assembly. Lineage: Eukaryota; Metazoa; Platyhelminthes; Trematoda; Strigeidida; Schistosomatidae.
ACUACAAUUAAUUUCGACGUGAGGGCGCGAAUCAGAAAGAAAAUCGUGGUUUCAUAAUGACGAAUACAGGGAAAAUAUCUCUAAAGAGGAAGUUUAUAAAAGCUGGAGUGUUUAAGGCUGAAUUAGAUGAGUUCUUAAAACGUGAACUGGCUGACGACGGCUAUAGUGGUUUCCAAGUUCGUGAAAGCCGUAAAUAUACUGAAGUUAUCAUAUUAGCCACGAAAACUCAAAGUGUUCUUGGUGAGGGCUCGCGCCGUAUCAGAGAGCUCACCUCAGUCUUGCAAAAGCGUUUCGGGUUUCCCGACGGUACCUUAGGACUAUUUGCUGAAAAAAUGACUUUUCGUGGUUUAAGUGCAAUAGCACAAGCGGAAUCACUUAGAUACAAACUGACAUACGGUUUGCCAGUGCGAAAAGCAUGUUAUGGCAUAUUACGUUUCAUCAUGGAAUCUGGAGCAAGAGGUGCUGAAGUGAUUGUUUCUGGAAAAAUCAAGGGUCAAAGAGCGAAAGCGAUGAAAUUUUGUGAUGGACUCAUGAUUCAUUCUGGAGACCCAGUAAAUAAUUAUAUCGAUAAGGCUGUUCGUCAUGUUCAGCUUCCACAAGGUAUACUAGGAAUCAAAGUGAAAAUUAUGUUGGACCACGAUAGUUCUGGCAAAAAGGGUCCACGGAAACCUUUGCCUGACACCGUCACGAUCUUGGCCGCUAAAGAAGAAGUUUUACCAACAGCACCAUAUUCUGAAAACAAGAUGUAAAUAAUUUUACAAUAAAGCUUGUGGUGGAUGCUUUUGCUGUUUUAUAAUGGCCAUUAAUUGUCUUAUUCAAUUCCGCAUCUGAAUAUGUUAUGAUUACUGUCUAUUAUUAAAAUAAUCCUUGCUCGUA